GUCUCAUUUAUUCUAGACUAUACAAUGGAAACCAAGAAAAUUUUGUCUGUUCGAACAUCACUCUUCAUUGGACUAAUUUGCAUGGCUUUGCUCUUCACAUCUGUGAGAUGUGAAGAAAAAAGCUGGCUGGUGAUUCAAGGGCCAUGCUCUAAGUUCCCGAACUGCAACAUAACUUGUAUAGGAAAUGAAUAUAAGAGGGGAGGCAAGUGUCUUCGACCUGGAAAAGGAGCGCCUCUGGCUUGUGCCUGCGUUUCUCCAUGAUUUAGAUCAAAACUAGGCUACAAUCCUUUUCUUGAAUAAUUUUCUGAGUUGUGUCGAAAUAAAAAUGAAAAUCGUUAAAUAA
Messenger RNA from Olea europaea var. sylvestris, 343 nucleotides. Its product is annotated as putative defensin-like protein 31. NCBI's taxonomy places the organism in Eukaryota, Viridiplantae, Streptophyta, Magnoliopsida, Lamiales, Oleaceae. The record is from RefSeq and is a predicted model, not a curated record. The coding region runs from base 25 to 261 and encodes 78 amino acids. The transcript has 2 exons.